UAAACCAUUUUAUAUGACAAAUGCCCGGCGACAACAAUGAUGCGCAUGUUUUCUCAAUGCGCGGGUUGGCCAAUCACGGCUAAUUGAGCAAUAGUGCUGCGUGCAAAAAAAGUAAAAUAUUGUACUUUUCUCGCACGAGCUGGCGGUCCCUUUUUUUUACUUGUUUCUUCCCUCACUGUUUGUCCCUCGAAAAAAGGGACAAGCGAGCUUGAAUUUUAUUUCUGGGGUGUACUGCAUGACAGCUUGUGUCUCUCCCUUCUUAUUUUGUCCCUCGCUUCCCCCCAAAUAAAUAAAAUCGCACUCGUCAUCAUAUCUUUGCCCAUGUAGAGUCUCUACUACUGCGACUGCUACUGCUACUUCUCUCCUCCAUAUUCUCCAAUCCUCCUUGUGCUCUUUAGCUCUACACAUCCGCAUUAUUUAUGCAAUCAACUCUUUACUAAAUAUUCUUUAUUCUCUCACACAUCACUGGCACUAUGUUAACAUCACCCCUGUUGCGCGGCGGCAGAUGGACGCGGGAGUCACGCAUAUUCAUAUCAAUAUCUGCCAUCCAAACCGUUGCCAAUAUUGCAUUCGAGGCGUACUUUAUCUCGCGCCUAAAUCGGCAGACGGACACAUCAAAUCAGACGCAGCUGUAUAUAGUAUACGACAGCGGCUUCAUUGCCGCCCAGAUAUUUGCAUUUAUCCUGACGUAUUCUGCACUGCAUGUCAGAAGCGAGCCUCUGGUAACUGCUGCUACCGCAUUCGACAUGCUGCUGGUGCUAUUCCAAGUCGCCCAGAUAACGCAGACAGGGGCGCUUCUUGGCACUAUUGCCAUGCAGGCGGUCAGUAUAUCUAUUUUGGCGCUGGGAUUCGCGGGCAAAGUCUGGCUGGUAUGGAGCUAUCUGAAAAAGGAGUUUGGCUGGCAGGUGUACCGGGCUUUGGGUGCCGAUUUAAAGAUGCAGCGUAUAUUCUUUUUUCAUCAGAUAUUGCUGUCACUGGUAACCCUUGCAGCGUUUCUCUUUCUGGAGCUCUGGAUGCAGCUGGCCACCAUCACCGUUCAGUCGCACGGCAGUGAGGGCGGCGGCUGGGCACAAAAUAUUCUUAUUCUGUUUGUCUGCACCGGCGUGCUCUGCAUGGCACUAUUUUCCGCCGUUCAAGAAUUUUGCUGGCUGAUGUACGGCUGCAUCGCUGUGUUUGUCAUUUCCCCGGCUUUUUUUAUCUGCAAACUGGUCACUGUCAACCGCCACCGGGCUGUGAGUGAUGGCGAGGACGUGUAUGCAGGUGGUCGCAAGUAUAUGACUUUUAUCUUGACACUCUUGCUCAUACUCGAUAUAGCCCUUGUGGCUAUCUCCUUUGUCGUGUCGCGGACGUUUGGAAAGGGACUGCGCCAGCGGCUACGGCAAUUCCAGAUUUUGAAUAGAGGCGAGGUUGAUCUUGAGCUCGUGUCGCGCCCAGACCCCGCUACCAACCCCACCACUGGGUCAGAUAGCGGUGAAAAGCCAAAUCAAGAUGGCGAAGGAUCUCCGGCUUCAACAAUCGGCCAUGGAUUUUCAGGGCUGAUGAACACUGCCAAAAGCAGCAUAAGAGAGUCGCCCUUGCUGUUCCGUGCCUUUUUCUCUGGUCUGGAGGCCAUUGAUACCAUUCCAAAGUCCUGUCACUCUGUGCGUUCGCUGCACCGGGAGACAGUAGCCCUGUGGGAGAAGACUGCGCCGGGAGUAGCCAACCCGCAGCUUAUCGACAUGUUUGACGUCCAUCGAUCCGGGACUCUGAACCCAACUCCAACGGGAUCACCCUCAGGAGUUUGCGGCUCGGAAGAUAAUCCCGACACCUUUGUUACUGGCGAUAAAAAAAGUCGCUUGUUCGAUACUUUUACACAGUUUGGCACCAGAUCUACAACUCAGGGCACGCUUGCUUUGGCACUUUCUGUUGCAGAACUUGACGCGAUUAACGGCGAUGGCAGCGCCCCGACAAAGGACAAUGACUCGUUGGCUAAGACCGCUGCCCCAGCAUGGGCACGAAAUCUGGAGUUUGUGACAGCCACAACUAGCGCCACACCCCCUGCCGGCGUGACUAAAUCGGCUACCAACAUUCCCACCAAGUCGACCACCCUUUCUACAAGCACAAACACAAGCACAAGCGCUGCCGCGUCAUCGCCUUUGCAUAAGCCUCGGAACAGCGAAGUGGAAAACUAUGCUACUGACUGCGCCCUGUACAAUACGUUGCAGCGUCCGCUAACUCUGCGCGUAGUCAAUGCAGAUUCUAUGUUCAAUUGCAGUGACGAAGACUUAGCCAGUUCAAAACCCAUCAUGGGUGUCGCCAACAACAUGGAUACUAUGAGAUCGGCCAUAUCACACGCGACAUCGGCGGAUCAGUCAGCACUGCUAGGAGAAAUAUCGCAUCCGACAUUGCUCAGAGAAGGGUUUGACCUAACAUGCUAAUUCAAAUCUUUAUCUUUAAUAUCAUCCCUCCGUGUACAAAUAAAUAAAAUUAAUUAAUG
Molecule: messenger RNA, 2476 nt
Organism: Kickxella alabastrina
Lineage: Eukaryota; Fungi; Kickxellomycota; Kickxellomycetes; Kickxellales; Kickxellaceae
Exons: 1
Coding region: 474-2417 (647 amino acids)
Cellular component (GO): Golgi apparatus
Source: RefSeq, a predicted model, not a curated record